AUGACGAUUGCGGUGACGGAUCAGACGAAGUUAGUAGACUGUGACAAGCCCUGCGAUCCGUGGAUGUUUAAGUGCGCUGCAUCUGGAAAAUGUAUUCCGAAACGGUUCACAUGUGACGGGGAUGAUGAUUGCGGUGAUCGAUCCGACGAAGCAGAUAGUGUUUGCAAAAAUCCGGCCCGAAACUGUACAGCAGAAGAAUUUCGAUGUACCAAUCAUAAAUGCAUACCAAAAAUGUGGAAAUGUGAUAAUGACGACGACUGCGGCGACGGCUCAGAUGAACCACCGGAGUGCAUCAAUUCGGAAUGCAGGAAGGGAUGGACCAGAUGCUCAACUUCAUAUAGGUCCUUAACAUUUGCUUAA
This is a messenger RNA of Gongylonema pulchrum, 360 nucleotides long. Lineage: Eukaryota; Metazoa; Nematoda; Chromadorea; Rhabditida; Gongylonematidae. The record is from the annotation of a GenBank genome assembly.